AUGACUGACGUUACAAAAAUGGCUCUAAAGAUACUGUAUUCCCUUGAUAACGGAACGACUGCGACGUAUUUAGCACGUUCCAAGAAGCAACAGUGUGUGCGAAUUGCUACAAUACCGAACCCUGACUCUACUUUAGAGAACGACGUCGGCUCAUUUAAGAUUGGAGCAGUGGAAUUGUCAUUCGUAUUACAAGAAAUUUAUUUAAACUCCCCCGAAUUGCUUAAUCACAACAUAUCAAGGAGCGGGCAUGACUAUAAUCUAUAUUACCAGGACAUUUGUGAACUUGAUGAGCCAUUGGUGAGCUUAGGCUUGCUUUCAGAAAUACGGCAGAAAAUGGGCAAGCUAUCAACACAAGAAUCAUAUCCAUAUGAGGACGGUGAAGAGGAGGAACCUUUUAUUGUCACAGGAAGAAUAUGCUCAAGCUUUGCUGCCCUGUUGAAGCCCUCAUAUAAGGCAACAGGAAACAAUACACAGAGAAAACACAACACACCAUCCAAUGAUACUUUGGAAGUAAAAUUAAGAUUUAUCAGAGUUGUCACUAAUAAAAACGCGAGACGACCAAGUGCGAGUAUUUCAAACGUACCGAUGAUUCCUGUACCCACAGCCGUGGUAAAUCAAAUGCAUUUUAAAAGCAGUAACGGUACAAACCCAACACAGAAAAUGGGAAGGCCUGCCAGAAUAAUAACUGGCUCCAAAAGACAAACUAAUCCAACACCAGCACCCAAAGCUGAAAGAACACAGUCAUUACCCAUAUGGAAUCCUAAACAGGGUUCAAAUCAUACAGGCUUACCGACAAAUUCAAUAGCGCACAAAAUAUUUUUAGCAGAUCGCAACACUGAAAAUCUCCAAGCGAAAUCUUCUCAUCAACAAGCUACGACAUAUCAAGUAAGUGCAUUACAGCAGGAUAAUACCGUACAGAAAUUCAGAGUUGAUGAUUCGGUGAGCAAAAGAUUUGAUUUUAUGCUAAACAAAAAGAAAAAGAAUCAAAAUCAGCCGCAACAACAGCGUCAGCAACUAGAAAGCACCAAGAGUAGUUUUUUGAAUACAAAUAAGAAAUAUACAACAGCAGCAAAAGCUCGAAGGUGUAAUACAAUGGCUGCAAUCCCACUUGCUCUGGGAAAUUCUCUACCAAAUUUGAAAACAGAAUCAAAGCAGCAAAGGAGCGGUUCAAUUUCUAGCGGAGUUUACAAAUCAAUUCAAGAACAGGAAUCCGUCUUUCAGCAGAUUCUAUCAAACAGCCCCACCAAACAACAUAACACUCCAGCAUCAGCAGAGGACGAUAAAGAGAAUUUACCACCUUCAAUUGUACCGAAAGAUAAUAUUGAUCUUGAUUUAUUGAAUUUCUCAGAUGUUGGUUUAAAGAGCGAUUUAGACUGGUUCGGAAAUUACGAUCCAUUCAAUUCUCCAUCAAUUAUACCAGAAGUCCCGCUGGAGCAUGCAUUAAAACCAUCUUCUGCGACCCCAAAGGAUCCAAAUACCUGCAAUACGGUAGAUAUUGAAAACGAUGGGGAAGAUGAGGAAGGUGACAAAACCCCUAGGAUAAAUGACAACAACGAUAAAGUCGAUGCAUUGAAUGAUGCUGAUAGAACUUCCCCUAUAGACACAUUAUCCAUGCCACUCAUGGAGCUAAACGACAGGCCUUCAGGUCGAAUGGUGUCAUGCCAAGAACAACUGCAAAGACUUCCAUUACUUGGCAACCAACUGAAAAGCACCUCCUUCAUUUCGCGCCGAGAAGUAUUCAAAGAUGAAUUGCGAGGUCCCAGCGAGGAGGAAAUUGAUAAUGACGAAGAUGCAACAUCCGUGUUGAUGCAGUUUUCUUCCUCAUACCCGGAUAACUCCCCAUCACUUAAGAAAAGUGAUUCACAAAGGAAAAUCACUACUUCUGAAUACUCUUCGCCACUAUUAAAGCGCCAUCGUGAUUGUGACAUCCAAGAAGCAUGUGAAGAUGAGGAAGAACAGAAAGACAAUUUCAAAAAGCAAAGAAUUAUGCCUUCGUCACCAACAAUGUUCAACUAUCCUGAUGACUCUUCGAACCAUGAAGAUGCAAAUGAUUUAUUUUCUUCUUUCAUGCAUGGUCCACAAAAUGAAAAUCAAGAUGUUGACUCAACACCAGAUACUCGAUACGAAAACCAGUCUAGCGACCACAUCAAGAAUAUAUAA
Molecule: messenger RNA, 2160 nt
Organism: Zygotorulaspora mrakii
Lineage: Eukaryota; Fungi; Ascomycota; Saccharomycetes; Saccharomycetales; Saccharomycetaceae
Gene: SPT21
Product: Spt21p
Exons: 1
Coding region: 1-2160 (719 amino acids)
Biological process (GO): regulation of transcription by RNA polymerase II; rDNA heterochromatin formation; silent mating-type cassette heterochromatin formation
Source: RefSeq, a predicted model, not a curated record